GCAGCUCUUAGUGUUAUGGUGGAUUCUAGCAGUGGAGUGCAUGGAUUCAGCGCUAUGCACGACACAUUGUCGUUACGCCUCUAUGAAUCAUUUAAAUACCUACUCGAAAAACUGUUCCAGGGUACGACAUGGCGUUACCAGCGGAGCUUUGCAGUAAACAAGAAAAUAAUAAAUAAAAUAAAAAUAGAAGUUCCUAUACGAUACGCUAAAUCCUAUUUUAGUUCUAGAACUACACAUACACAAGGGGAGAGUGGGGUACAGUGGAUCAAGGGUAACAGUGAAUCACAUCAUUAGUAGAAUGAAACGUAGUUAUUUAGUACGAUUUUUAAAACAUACACGCCUAAAAGUUUUGUUUGUAGUUAAGUAGUGGUAGUGGUUUUAUCAUUACCUACUUGAAAUGACAGAAGAAACAACGGAGAUAAAGAAAACUACUGAAGCUGAACACAGGAUCAAAUCUGGAGGCAGUUAAAAAGGGCCACGGUGCGCAUGAAAUUUUUAUUUGUGGUGUUAGCUGUUGCCCAGCGACCGCUCCAAACGAAGGCUAUAUUUUGAAGCACCGCCAGUCCACGUGAGGUCGCUGGGCGCAGAUCGCGCGCCACAAUUACCCUGUCAAAUUGUUUGAUGCAUUCCAAUUUAAUUCGUUACGUGUCAACGUAAUUCGUUAGUUUUGAAAGAUGAUUGAUGAUGUCUUAAUAAAAUAUUUUGAAUGGAUCAUUAAGUGUGUGUAAACUGUUGGUAGGCGAGUGCGAGUGUAGUGCAGUGGCUGGGAGUGACCAGGAGUGGAACAACAGGUGAUGCCAUGACUCAGACCAACGUGACGACGCCGGAUAGCCGCGGCGGGGUGCCCACCGCCACUGAGGAGAAGCUGAUGGUGGCGGUACGCGUGCGACCGCUGCGCCCAGAUGAAGGUCCCCGCAUCGUUCACGUGGUCAGCGAUAAGAUGUUGGUGUUGGAAGAGGAGUCGGACAGCCGGCGAGAUGUCCUCCGCCAACGGCGAGUCAACGACAAGCAUUACGUCUACGACAGGGUUUUCAGUGAAGACAGCACACAAGAGGAAGUGUACGAGGCAGUAUGCGCGCCACUAGUAGGCGGCGCGUUGCAAGGGUUCGCGGGUGCAGUGUUCGCGUACGGCGCGACCGGCGCGGGCAAGACGCACACCAUGACGGGGCUCAUGUCGCGCGCGCUCGCGCACCUCUUCAGCAGCAUCGCAGAGAGCGAUCAGCCCUCGUCCUAUGAGGUAAAGAUGUCAUACAUCGAGAUCUACAACGAGAAUAUUCGUGACCUGCUAAACCCCGGGGCGGGGCCGCUCGAGCUGCGCGACGAGGGCGGCAGCGGCGCGCCCGUGGUAGCGGGGCUGAGCGAAGUGCGCGCCACUAGCGCCGGCCAUGUUGCCGAGUUGCUAGCGCGGGGCGACCGUGCACGUACCGCCGAGGCAACGCACGCUAAUGAACAUUCUUCCCGAGGACACGCGCUUCUUAGUGUUACAGUCAGUAGUGCCGUGUCUGGCGGCGUGCAGCGCGGCCGCCUCUUCCUGAUCGACCUGGCGGGCUCUGAGCGCGCUGGGUUGCGAGCGCGGCGUCUUGAGGGCGCGCAUAUCAACCGGUCGCUGCUGGCACUUGGAAACUGCAUCAUGGCGCUGUCGGGUGGAGCUAGAUACGUGAACUACCGUGACUCGAAGCUGACACGGCUGUUACGCGAGGUGCUAGGCGGGCGUUGCCGCACCGCAAUGGUGGCGCAUGUGGCCCCCGGCGGCGCGCACCGCGAGACCACGCGCUCAACACUACAUUACGCGCAGCGCGCCUCCUCCAUCACCAACAGGGUGGAAAGAGAGUUGGUUGCGAUGCCGAUGCACCUGUCCCAGUACCGGUCCGUCAUUAACGACCUGCGCGAUGAGAUCGCCAGGCUGAAGCUCAAGAUGAAAGAUGACCGCUCAAGCAUAAGAACAAUAGAAGAACAGCAGCAGAUCGCAGCAGAAGUGUCCCAGCAGGAGACUGAAGAAAGCGCUGCCCACUUGAAGUCCCUCCGCGAAGCCAUCGUCUCCACGUUCAAGCAGCAGAUGCGGCUGCGGCGGCGGCUCAUGGAGCUGGACAGCCAUCUUCUGGGGUUAGCGUUGGAUGCGGAGAGACAGCAUGCCGCGAUAUCGCAUUGGGAGGCGCGGUUCAACCGCCUUUACAAGCCCAUCAACAUGCCCAGCUCAAGGCUCAGCACACAUCAGAGUUACAGAGGCGGCACGGGCUCGAGUACGAGCAGUACAGUGGGCAACGAGCGCGCGGAGGCCGAGGUUGCCGUGGAGCAGGCGUGGGCGGAGCUGGCGGCCGUGGAGCGCGAGCAGGAGACGGCGCGCAGCGAGCGCGCGCGCGUCGAGCGCCAGCUGGAGCAGGUGCGGCUGCGUGGCGCGCAGCUCGAGCAGGAGCUGCCUGCUCGCAUCAGCAGCGGUCCGGAGCGCGAAGUCCUAGCCCUUGUGUGCCGCGUGCACGAACUGGAAGCCGACAAACUAGCGCUACAGGGCGAGCGCGCCGCCCGUGCCCACGAACUGAGGAGGAGAGACCUAGCGUUGCAGAGGAGAGACGCGCAGCGGAGACUGUCCGACGAGAUCAUCACUCGCCAGCGACGAACUCUUGAAGAGAUGGGUAUAGCGGUCCCACCAGAAUUGGGACAAUUGUACGAGCUGUACCAGCAAGAAAUCCACGCCUCCACCUACACGGAGAGCAAUGAUGUCUAUGCGCAGCACCGGUUGCCGCCUAUCUCUACUAGCAUGUCAGAGCUGACGUGGUCGGAGAGCUCCUCGGGUUCAAGUUCGGGCUCGGGCGGCCCGCUGGCGCUCGAUCACCGCCUGCCGCGCCUCGUGCCCACGCCGCGCCCCAGGACCAGGUACAGUCAAGCGAGCGCGGUGACCAUGAAGCGGUAUUCCAGCGACGACAGCCUCGUGAUGGUGGCUCCCCGCGCCGCGGACCCCGCGCCCUGACUCUUCGACUAACUUCUGCGGAUUUCAACCAGUUUUCGAGUCCCGAGAAACCAUACAUGUUGGUAUGUUAAACAAGUCGAUUGUAUUGAUUCAAAUACUGUAUGUAAUGUAUUGUAUGAUUGUAUUGAUUGUAUUCAAAUGUAUCGAUAUCAAUGAAAUCAUCAGGCUCCAACAAAAAUUCUAGGUGAUAUCUGAAAUGCUCGUAAUUUUUUGAGAUAUGUAUGAAUUGAGCAUGAAUAUUUUUAUUUAUUGGGCUAGAUAUCGAACGCUGCGCCCAUCUCAAUAAGGGUUUUCUGACGAGGUUUCUGGCAUUAGAAUGGGCAGUUGAAAUUAGUUGUCCGGUUAUGAACCGAUAAAGAUAAUUUAAGCUGGGAGGUAGAUAAGGGUUAAAAUAACUGUAAAAUCUGAAGUUUAAAGUUUGUACAUCUCCAUCUGCAUCGGUUUAUUUACGUAGUAUAAUAUACGUUGUGCGAGCAAAACCGCUGGCUCUUUCGCAAUUUCGUUCUUCGAAUUUCGCAGUAGUACCCUAGAUUUUCUCGAUGUUUAGACCGAAUUGUAAUUGACGUCCUGGGGGCCUACCGCGAAACCCGAAAUUCGCAAAUUGUGGGGAUCUUUCUGUUUUACUCUCACUAAGGCCUAAUUAGAGUAACAGAGAAAAAUGCCCUCAAUUGACGAACUUUGAUUUUCGCGGUUAUAGCCCAGGUGUAUCGUGAAUAUGAACGCUAGAUUUGUAAACUUUAGUUAAUGUUCAGUACGGAUAAGAUGAUCGAACUUGUCUGCGUGCCAGCGUGAUAGUGACAAGUGUUUGUUUCUUUCAAUCACAUGGGGUUAAAAAGUCACGUUUAUUUUAUCACGUGGACAACGUCAUUUAUCAUACGCCUGCCGGUCGUAUUAUACUAUUAAUUUAAAAUUAUAUACAUAUUUGGUUACUACUUAACUUUGCCAACAGCACUACUUGUUGGCAAAUAUUUAAUUGCGUCAGCUUAAAUGUGUCACAUAGUUAAAUAUUUUAUUAUCUUAAUCUGUAUUCAUUUCGUAGGAGUUAAUUUCUAUUUGUAUAUGAGGCUAAUAAUGAUGUGACUCACUGUCUUCGUAAAAACAUUUACUUACUUAAAGCCCUUGUAACAAGUAUACAGUGAGACUUGAAUUCGAGAGACACCCACGGGCAGUAUCUGGGCUAUAACCGCGAAAAUAGAAGCUCGUCAAUUGCGAGCAAUUUUCUCUUCACUCUAAUUAAGUCUUAGUUCUCGAGAGUAAAGGAGAAAGAUCCCGCAAUUUGCGAAUUUUGGUUUUCACGGUGCCCCCCUGGUUCGAAUUUACUAAUGAAAAAGUAAAGAAAAUAAAUAGAGCGACGAAGUGCUCUAAAGGCUUUUUGAUCUAGUUUGUUUGUCAAUUGAAAUCUACUUUAUUGUAUACUUGGAAUAGAGGUGCCGGCCAUGCAAGCUCUUAGUAAUAGAUUUACGUUUAUACCUAACCCUCUCAUUUUCGAGAAAUGGGCUGCGGGGACUCCGCGAGAAUCCCUGUCACACUUCUAAAGCUGUCAUACCCCAGUUAGGCUAUUUUAAACGACUAAAAAAUAUUUUGUACUUACUUCAUCCGUGCCACUUGGUUUUCCUCGUUACAUGUAAUCGAGGAAUUGUAAAAGUUUAUUAACUUGUACCAAAGACAACUUGAAAUAGAGGUGGAUUGACAAAGAAAACUUUGUAGUCACAGUAAAUUUACUGCCAUCUUUCGACACAUGAAUAAAACUUUUAGAACGCCUUUUGACUCUUAAUUUACUGUGGCUACAAAGUUUUCGUUGACAAUCCACGUCUAUUAAAAAAAUAUAUUUUGCUUGUACCUAGAUAUACGUAUGAAUACCUAUAUGUUUAAUACUUAGCUAAAGCCCCUCUUUUAUGUAUGUGUGAGUUGUUCGGGUAAACGUUACAAAUUUGUAAUAUAACAUAUUUGCAGAAUUAUUAUUUAUUUUACUAAUUGGCAGUUGAAUUUAAAAUCUAUAGUGAAGGAAGUAUGGUUGAAUUUCUUUUGUUUUGAGUUCGAACGAAAUAAAAUACAUGCGGUUCUAUUCAAAUUAGAAAUGGUUUAAAAUACAUUGAUGUAAUGUACUAAUACAUAGAUUUAUUGUAAAAUAAAAAAUAAUUAAAGUUACUUACAAUUAAGAGAAUCCAUAACCAUCAUCUAAAUCCACUGCGCAGGCUUCGUCAAAAGCAUAGGUACUAAACAUAAUCCGCAACAAACUUCGUCCAAUCUACAUAAGUGAUAAUCCGCCACAGGCUUCAUCGUAAAUGUAGGUACAAAAUAAAAUCCGCAACAAGAUUUGUCCAAAAACCUAACACUACCUAUGCCUCCCUGUUAAUCCCCGAGACGACUCGUACCCAGCGCAAAAGUUCCAAAAAUAUUGGCCGCAUUACCGCGCUGUACUGCCAGCGAUAUUUGCUGGAUUAGGUAUGAGCCAGAACGGGGACCCAAACCUCGCUCUCUUAACCGCAGCCCCGGAUUUUUAAUAAAGGUUUAAUGUACUAAUUACAUCAAUGUAUAGGUAGAACCGUGAACCUGAGGAGGUGAAUGUGUUUUUUGUAAACUGUACACAGCAACAUUCAAAGGGGGCUUUAUGUAAAGAGCUUACCUCUAUCUUCCUUCCAUGCAUUACACAUAUAAGCUGUAGGCAUUUAAGUUACAAAGUUGUUCCUAUUUAUUUGUUGUGUACGUUACGUAGGUAUAGUAGGCGAAAAAUAAAGUGAGCCGAUGAAUGAUAUCGCUUUAUAAUAGGACAAUAAAACAAUUAACUCCCGGUAUUGCUUACGUUCCUACUUGGACUAAACAAUCUUGAUCCCACUUUUAUAAAUUGAAUUUAUAUGUUUUACAAGCAUUCCAAUUUCAACAUUUGAAGUCCUUUGCUUAAAAAAAUAAAAUAUGCAAAGAAACGUUAAUUUCAAAGUAAAGCCAAUUUGUAUUGAAAACAAGUUUCAUUUACCUAAUAACGUCUCAAUAUUAUCCCAGAAACACAAAGUAUCAUAACUAGUUGUUCCCGCUAUAUGGACGAGACGUGCGGCAAACCACUUCUCACCACUUUUAUUCGUAAGAUAAAGUUUUAUAACCAAUCGGCUCAAUUUAUAUUUCGGCUAUACGUUUUGCUAGGUUUAUUUUAAUAAAUGUUGUUUAAAUGUA
Molecule: messenger RNA, 6133 nt
Organism: Cydia pomonella (codling moth)
Lineage: Eukaryota; Metazoa; Arthropoda; Insecta; Lepidoptera; Tortricidae
Gene: Kif19A
Product: kinesin-like protein KIF19
Exons: 15
Coding region: 800-2965 (721 amino acids)
Biological process (GO): microtubule-based movement
Molecular function (GO): microtubule motor activity; ATP binding; microtubule binding
Source: RefSeq, a predicted model, not a curated record